This is a messenger RNA of Wyeomyia smithii (pitcher-plant mosquito), 8336 nucleotides long. RefSeq lists its product as uncharacterized. The record is from RefSeq and is a predicted model, not a curated record. The transcript is spliced from 6 exons. The coding region runs from base 969 to 7559 and encodes 2196 amino acids. Gene Ontology annotation, cellular component: extracellular region. NCBI's taxonomy places the organism in Eukaryota, Metazoa, Arthropoda, Insecta, Diptera, Culicidae. Gene Ontology annotation, molecular function: chitin binding.
UCGGUGUCGCAAUGCGGAAGGUUCCCGCCUCAUCCUAGUAGAGCUGAGUUAGUGUCGAAUCCUGCUGUCGGUUCUUAUACCUAGUGAUAGCCAGAGAAACGAUCCAGGAUAGAAUCCUGCUCGAUUCUUGUUCGGUUGAAGGGUUAGGGUUAAUAGCACUGAAUUCCGCAAGUUGGUGAUUUAAUCAAGUGUUCUCCUCCGACCAACGAAUAUCCGUUCUGGGAAGAACAAACAAAAUAAGAAGUGAUUGUGAACCCCAAGAAUUCCAACUUUGUGUAGUGACUUGCGUUGGAAGAGAAUGCAACAUUGUGAAUAUCCGUACCAAAACGGAGUGCAGGAAAAUUAGGGUUGUUUUUCGCAUUUUUCAUUUGUUUCAAAUUGAAUCCUCACGAUCUCCGAUUACGUUUCGCGAAACACACCAGGCAGAGUACGCUGUUUGAAGAGACUGCGGUCAGAAGGGAGGGAAAACAAACAUUCCCGCAGCCCAGUUGGCAAGUCACGGACGUUCCAAAAAUAAAGUGCCGUGUGCCCUCGAAAGUGUGCUGCAGCCUUGGAGCGAUCGAGACAUUCUGCACGCACCAGACAGAUAACGGAAAUAUUUUUGUUUUCUUUCGGAACCGACAGACAGUGCGCUAAACGUUGAGGUGUUGAUAUUCGGGUGUUUAGUGAAGGACUGGGUCCAUAUUUGGAGAAAUUCCGUGCGAAGGAGGAACGCUGUUGUGAGGCAAGCGUUGAUUCUUCAUCUGCAAUCGUAAAAUCUUCAACAAUAAGGUGUCAUAUUUUUCUUCAACCGUAAAAUCCGUUCAGAAGUUAAAAAGGAAGCACCACACUUGUUUUCAACACGUUGAAUUAAAUUCGGAGGAAAACUUCAACCGCCCAACCAUCCAUCUCGCCGUCCUCCUGUGGAACUCGUCCCGUAACGUAGCAACGCCACGGAAACCAACGCACAGACAGGCAGUUGAAAAGUUAUGGCUAACCCACAUCUAAAGUGGGCGUUAGUCCUUCUCGGCACAUGGGCGCUGCUACCGACCAAUAUCGAAGCCGCCGCUCGAUUCGAGUGCCAGGAGGAGGGAUUUUUCGCUGACCCGAACGACUGCAACGCUUUCCACCGAUGCGUACAGGAAGGGGACCAUUUUACCUCAUACAUGUUCCGCUGCGGACCGGGAACGGUUUAUUCCGAGAUUGAGAGUACCUGCGUUCAUCCUAGUAACUCCGAUCGGCCAGAAUGUGGAGGUGGAAACAAUGAAAUUGACGGCGGUUCAAAUGACAAUGCUGCUCCAGAGGCCAGUGCACCGGAACAGUCGCAAGCACCGCAGCAACCUCAGGAACCAGAGCAAGAACAAGACGAGGGUUUGCAACCGCCAGCUCCGCCAGAGCCAGCUGACAACGAAAAUGAUCUGAAUUCGAACGGUGACGAUGGUGGUUAUCAUUAUGAAAAGCCAGAAGGAGCCAAUGAAAAUGAUUUGAACUCCAACGGUGGCGAUGGAGGGUAUCACUAUGAAAAACCAGCGGGAGCCGAUGGCGGGGAAACUUCGGCUGGGAAACCAGCAGAAGCCGAUGGCGGGCAAACUCCGGCUGGGAAUCAGAAUGAGAACAGCUCUUCGCCAUGUAGCGAGGAAGGGUUUGUUGGUGAUCCAGUCGACUGUCAAGUGUUCUACCGUUGCGUAUCGAAUGGCAAUGGCGGCUUCAUGACUUAUUCCUUCCGCUGUGGUGAUGGAACCGUGUGGGAUGACCAGAUCAAUGCCUGUAAUCACGAUUACGCCGUCGAAAGGUGCUCCAAGCGAGCGGAGAACGAUUACGUAGUGAAUAUGGAGUCCUUCAGUCAGUCAAACGCGUCAGCCGAGCAAAAUUCAUCCCAAAGCAGUGGAUCCAUGACAGAAAACGGCGUAACAACAAACACGACCUCGUCACAAUCCAACGCCAGCAAUUCCAUGAGUAACUACCAGAAUAUGACCACAAGUACUAGCGAUGGAAAUGGAAGCUCACAGUCGUCACAAUCGUCACAGUCGUCACAGUCUUCAUCUAGCAGCUCCAGCAGCACGAGUAGUAGCAGCAGUUCAAGCUCCUCGUCAUCAUCCAGUAACAAUCAAUCUAACAGUAACAACCAGGGUUCCAGCAGUCAAGGAUCGAACAGCAACAACCAGUCGAACAAUAACAACCAAGGUUCCUCUCAGAGUAGCCAGUCAAGCGGCAACAACCAGUCGAACAGCAACCAAAACGGAUCUUCUAGCAAUAAUCAAUGGAACAAUCAGAGCCAGGGUCAGAGCAGCAGCAGCAGCAGCAACCAGGGAUCGAACAACCAAAGCCAAGGAUCUAAUCAAUCGAACAACAAUCAACAACAAUCGAGUAGCAAUCAACAACAAUCGUCAAAUAAUCAACAACAAUCGUCCAAUAAUCAAUCAAACAAUAAUCAACAACAAUCAAGUAGCAGCCAACAACAAUCGUCCAAUAAUCAAUCAAACAACAACCAACAACAAUCAUCGAAUAAUCAGUCGAACAAUAACAAUCAAAAUAACAGCAACAAUCAAUCAAGUAAUAAUAACCAGAAUAAUCAGAACAAUCAGAACAAUCAGUCCAGUCAGAGUAAUCAGAACAAUCAAAACAAUCAGAAUAAUCAAAACAGUCAGAACAGUCAAAACAAUCAAUCGAAUCAGAAUAAUCAAAGUAACCAGAACAAUCAGAAUAAUCAGAGCAAUCAGAAUAAUCAGAGCAAUCAGAACAAUCAAAACAAUCAGAAUAAUCAAAACAAUCAGAAUAAUCAAAACAAUCAGAAUAAUCAAAGCAACAAUAACAACCAGAGCAAUCAGAACAAUCAGAGUAAUCAGAAUAAUCAGAGCAACAAUAACAACCAGAACAAUCAAAACAAUCAAGGAAGCAGCAGCAGCAAUCAAAACUCUCAAACCAACAAUAACAAUCAAAGCAAUCAGGGUCAAUCCAGUGGAUCAAGCCAGCAAGGCCAAAACGGAUCCUCCAAUAACCAAAGUGGACAGCAAGGGUCCUCGGAGCAAUCGAACCAAGGUAACGAAGGAACCACCCAGGCUCCAGGGACCACAUCUUCUACUGUUGCUCCGUCAUCGUCGUCGCCGUCGUCGUCUUCGGGAACCGAAGCGGUCGAAACAUCUCCGACCACUGCCACCCCGACAUCGCAAUCAACGGAGGAUGAUGCUGACAAGGGUGCCAACGAAAUACAAACUACAUCGUCGUCAGCGACAACUGCGGCUACUACCACGACUACAGCAGCAACCUCCUCCUCGACGUCGAUGACGACAACCACCGCCAAACCCAGUUCGACUACGACUGGCACUAAUGAUGGCGAUUCACCUGCUUGCAAGGAGGAUGGCUUCAUGGGUGACCCCAAUGACUGUCAGAAAUUUUACCGCUGCGUGUCGAAUGGCCAAGGAGGAUUCACGAAAUAUGAAUUCAUGUGCGGCAAUAACACCGUGUGGGACGAUAGUAUUUCAAACUGUAAUCACGAUUGGGCAGUCGAGAAUUCUACUUGCCGACGGGGAAUGUCACAAGGAGCCGGUGGUGAUUCCAGUAAACCAAGUAACAACAACAAUAACCAAGGCUCGAGCGGACAGAGUGGAACUGGACAAGGUCCCAGUGGUUCCAACAACAAUAACCAAGGACCUAGUGGCCCAAGCAACAAUAAUCAAGGACCCAGCGGUCCAAAUAACAAUAACCAAGGACCAAGCGGUCCAAAUAACAAUAACCAAGGUCCUGAUGGCCCUGGUGGACCAAAUGGAGGCGGACAAGGACCAGAUGGUCCAAAUGGUCCCAGCGGUCCAAAUGGUUCGAAUGGUCCAAGCGGUCCAAAUGGGCCGGAUGGUCCCAAUGGCUCAGGGGGUCCUAAUGGUCCAAGUGGUCCUAAUGGUCCUGGUGGUCCUGGUGGUCCUGACGGUCCUGAUGGACCAAAUGGUCCUGAUGGUUCCGGAAGCCCAGGCGAUAAUGGAGGAAAUGGACCACAGGGACCCACUGGGCCAGAAGGUUCUGGGGGUUCAGGCUCGCAAGCGCCAAGUGAAGGAUCUACGGGCCAAGCACCGUCCGGUUCACAGCAGCAGGAAAAUAAUUCCACAUCAACCGUACCGCCAUGUCAACAAACGACUACUACAAGUUCCCCGGCAGUACCGGCGGGAAGCAACGGUGUUUGCGAGCGAGAAGGUUUCAUGGAACAUGAAUCGAACUGUAAGAAAUUCUAUCGAUGUGUUGAUAACGGAAACGGAGGUUACACGAGGUAUGAGUUCAAUUGUGGAGCUGGUACAGUAUGGGAUAAUGAUAUUCUGGCAUGUAACCACCCGCAAUCCGUACAAAACUCAAAAUGUGGAAGUGGAGGCCAAAGUCCAUCGAGCGGUGAUGGACGCCCUGAAGGAAGCCCGAACGGGCCUGGCAAUACUUAUCUACCUCCAGAACAAUCAAGUUCUACCGAAUCGAUGCCAGCAGAAACAUCCUCAUCCAGCACCACCGAACCGCAAGAAACAAUGACUCAAGCACCUUCUUCAAGCAGCAAACCAGCUGAAACUACGAGUGCUGGUCAGGAAACAACUUCUGCUACUGAAAGUACUGAAUCACCGAAAGAGGAAACCACCCAAGGACAGCAAACUACAACAUCGAGCCAAGAAACCUCACCAGCAAGCACCGACAGUACCGAAUCACCAAAAGAGGAAACUACCCAAGGACAGCAAACUACAUCAUCAAGCCAAGAAACUACACCAGCAAGCACAACCGAUCAACCGACCACAACUCAACCCAAUAAGACAGAAGAAACUACGACCAUGGCAGCUGCUGAGCAAACCACAGAAACCCAAUCAUCAACCACUCUUUCCCCUGAGGGAUGUGAAUCGGAGGGCUUUAUGCCCCAUCCAGAGGACUGUCGGAAGUUCUUCCGCUGUGUUGACAACGGAAACGGAGGCUACACCAAACAUGAAUUCAAAUGUGCCGACGGAACAGCAUGGGAUCAGAAAAACCAAGGUUGUGAUCACGAGUACAAUGUCGAAAACUGUGGAGCUGAUCGACCACCGGAGCCAGCACCGGAACCAGAAGCCCAAAGCACGCAGUCUCCACCGGAUUCAGAAAAUCAAGUGACUACCACGGCUUCAUCGUCGGAAUCUACAAACCAAGAAAGCACCGAAAAAACUACAAGUUCUGCCCCUGAAUCCACCACUCAAGAAGGAACAACCCAAGGAUCAAGUACUCAGGAAACUACACAAGAAACAACAACAGCGGCUGAAUCAACUACACAGUCGCAACCAAAAACAACGCAGCCUACCUCGACGAACGCCGCUCAAGAAACUACAACAACAUCUUCCAGCUCAGAAACAACAACGACAUCAGCACAGGAAACAACAGCACCUGAAAGUCAAUCUACACAGCAACCCACUGACGGAACAACAACGACAGCAACAGACACUACCACUACCUCGGAAUCUCAAACGACUACAACAGCAGACACGACACCAUCCGAAGAAAAGCAAGAAACUACAACGGCCAGUCAGGAAACCACCUCCAGCCAGCCAUCGAGUGGAAAGUGUACAUCGGAGGGUUUCAUGGCCGAUCCAAACGAUUGUAAAAAGUUCUACCGUUGCGUUGACAACGGUAAGGGCGGUUUCACAAAAUACGACUUCACCUGCGGCGAUGGAACCGCUUGGGACCAAGAACUGCAAACAUGUAACCACGAAAACGUAGUUGAAAUGUGCGGCGGACAGUCAGGUAACAAUAAUGAGUCAUCAACUAGCUCCUCCACAACAUCAUCAUCACCAUCAUCAUCAUCAGAAACAACCACUUCCUCUACCACUUCUUCUCCCACAUCUCAGUCCUCCACAACAAGCAUGACAACCUCUUCCUCAAGCAUGACUUCCACUACCACUUCACCUCCAAGCAUGUCUAGCACAACCCAAAGCAUGACCACUACCACCUCUAGUACGACUAGUACAACUACUAGCACUUCAAGUACGACCCCAAGCAUGACAACCACCUUAUCCAGCACGGAAGCUUCCACAUCAACAACCGCUUCAUCAACCACAAGCAUGCCAUCUUCAUCCACAUCCAUGAGCAUGGAAUCAUCGACAUCAUCACCAACUCCGGUAAAUUGUACCGAGGCAGGCUAUUUUCCGAAUCCUGACGAUUGUACAAAAUUCUAUCGAUGCGUCGAUUGGGACGGAAUGGGCGAAAGCUUUUCCGUAUUCCAUUUCGACUGCCCGGAAGGUACAAUCUGGGAUCCUAGUGUAAAUACGUGUAACCACGAGAACAGUGUCUCGCCUCCGAGAGACUGCUCGGGAAAGUCUACAACCGAAGAACAAUCAUCAUCAACCGAGCCAAUGACCACUAGCAGCACAGAAGCUAGUGCUGAAUCUACCACUUCUGUUUCAGGAGAGCAAAGCUCAACCAGCAGCCCCACCACAACGGAGCCUGGCAUGCAGACAACUACAGCAGCGGCAAGCCAGGAAUCUACCACAGCUCAAGAAACUACAGCAAGUCAGGAAACCACGACGAUUGCAGCACAGGAGACUACCACUCAAGCUGCUCAAGAAACUACGUCAAAACAGGAAACAACUACCUCGUCGACGGACCAAGAAACAACCGCUCAACCAGAACCAGAGACAACUCAAGAAACAACGACACAGAGCUCAUCGACGACAACGGCUGCCAGUGAAGCUACCACAACUCAAGAACCAGGAGAGACUACAACGCAGUCUGCAUCGGAAGCCACAACCCAGCAAAGCACUGAAAGCACAGCACAACCCGAACAAGAGACAACCGCACAACCUACCGAAACAACCACUCAAUCCACCACCGCUGAAACAACCGCUCAGCAAACCGAAGCUGCACAGGAGACAACGAAUGAACCUGCCCAAGAAACUACAACGCAGGGAGCAGCCCAAACCACAACUACGGAAGGCACUACUACCGAAUCCCAAACUGAAGCUGGUGAAGAAACUACAACUCAAGGUAACGAACAAAAACCGACCACUGCCAAGCCGGACGAAUGCCCAGAAGGUUGUCAGAGCAAAUGUCCACCAGUUGAAGAAGGCCAGGCUAGCUUCGUUUGUCCGACAGGCUUCCGACGGCACCCGCAAGACUGCAACAUGUUCUAUCAGUGUACGCAGAAACAGGACAGCCUAGACUACAGCAUUGUGGUGUUCAGCUGUCCAAAUACAACCGUCUACAACGAGGAGGGAACCCAAUGCAAUGAGCCGGCUAAAGAUGCCGAUGAAUGCCAAUCGUCUGGUAUGCGAUUCCUCCGCAGUGCUAUGGGCCCUAAGAUUAAAAUGAUGCAACUUCAAACAAUGAAACCAAUGUGUCCAUCAGAGGGUCACUUCGCCCUGGAGGAUCAGAAAUGCAGCUCCACCUUCGUUCGCUGUCUGAGUGGCGAGGGACGUAACAGUGGCACACUCAUGCCGAGCAUGUACCGCUGUCCGAAGGGCUACGUCUACUGGAGUGUUAGCCGACGGUGCGAGAGAGUAGCCAAAAUCCCGGAGUGUCGCAACACCCCGAUGCAAGAACGAUCUGAACUGCCGGUAGAGUGGAUCAACAUUGGUAACCGCCGCCGAAGCCUGUUCUGAGUGAACAGUUCUCCGCGCUUCCAGAGGAAAUACUCAGAAAUUGCACAAGCAGAAACGGAUAGUCAACGAUUGGUGAAACGAUCAAGACGCGCGUGAUUAGUCUCAUAAGCUAGCUAGACGUAGUUUUAGAAUAAACGUAGAUAUACAUACCGCUUUUUGGAAGACUGCCAACAGAACAGAUUCGUAACAAUUCUUUUAUUGGUUCGAUGCUCUAAAAGAACCAUACGGACAAACAAUUACACGAUUAGAGACAUCUAUCUAGUUCUAGUCAAGAUGUCAAACUUUAACAUACCGCCACUCAAAAGCCAUACCGAAUCAUAACGAAAAAGGAGAAAAAAUCUAAAAUACGUGCAGAUUACGAACAGCAAAACAUUAGUCAUUUAAAAGUGUAGGUAUUUAUUCUCAAAUGUACAUAUUUUCCGACCUUCCGCGAGAAGUGAAAAUAGCAGCGAAGUUAGGAUUAGUGCGAUAGGGAAAAUAAUCUGGGUUUCACGUCCAGUUCGUGUCACAGUUGCCGAGCACAGCCCUGCCGUACGGUACGUUACCAAGAUGGGUUCGCCUGUGGUCGCAGCCAUUUCCUGGAAACGAGUCCCUCUUGCCUCCGUUGAGCAAAAGAGGGAUUCCGAUUGUUUUCGGAGAAAGGUGCCACCCCGGAGCACUGUGCGCGAACUAUUUGUGAAUAAUAAUGUUUGGAAUAAAUUUUCAAUUUUAAAACAAGAAACAGGACAGUGUAGGUACUUAGGUUGACAAUGAGAAAAUAAAUGUAAUUUAUUGUAA